This is a messenger RNA of Brassica rapa (field mustard), 11068 nucleotides long. RefSeq lists its product as uncharacterized. The record is from RefSeq and is a predicted model, not a curated record. NCBI's taxonomy places the organism in Eukaryota, Viridiplantae, Streptophyta, Magnoliopsida, Brassicales, Brassicaceae.
UUAAAAGAAAUUAAAUAAUCACAUAAAGCAUAUAAUAAAAACAAUUAGAUUUUUAUUAUUUGUUAUAUUUUGAAUUUUUAAAAACGACUAUAAAUUACUAAAAAUGGUAAAAGUCCCACAUUAAAUUUUUUUUGAUCAAUGGUUUAACUUUUUUUUCAAGAAAUAUACAAAUGAUCAUAUAUCAUAGGGGUGGGCGUUCAGAUACACGUUCGGGUUUGUAUCGGAUAUUUUAGUAUAAAGGUAUAGAACCCGUUUGGGUAUUUCUAUACUUCGAGUCGGGUUUGGGUAUUUUAUGUUCGGAUUCCGAUAUUUUAGGCUGGGUUCGGAUAUUUAAAUUUUAAAGAAAAAAUAAAUAAAUUAUUUAUUGUUUAAGUUUUUUGUAUCUCUUAUAACAUAAAGAAGGCAACUCUCUUUUUAGGCUGCCAGCGCAACAAAUAGAGCGAGGAGCUUGCGACACCUGUCCUUACAUCGCAACUCCGCGUUUCAUUAAACAAAAAAAAGAGAAUUUGUGGCCUUUUGGAUUGAGAAUUUGAUAAUCCAUCCCAUUACCAGAAACCCUAUUCAUCCCUUCUCCGCCGCACCUCCGCCGUCACUUGCCAUCGUCUGCGCCGGGACAUAACACACAUCCGUCGUGUGCUUCACACAAGAACCUCUCUCCAACUGCGCGGUGAUGAGCACAACCUUUGCACCGCACGAUUUCGCGAUGGAGCAAAUCACAUCGACGGUGGAGAAUCCUCCGGGACUGGCUGAGGCAAUGAGGAUAUCGGGAGAUGAGAUCGGAGGCGUGGUCACGUCGGAGACUAAGUGAGAGGAGAGGCCGAGGUGGAGAGACGCAUCGCGAAGGCUUCUCGCCCGACGCCAUGGAAGAAGACGCGAGCGCUGCGGUGGGAGACUCCGGUGAGCUCCGUCAAGAGGAGAUCCAACGGUGGUGGGUAUGGAUCGGUGGGAUGACUAUUAUCGCCGUUGAGAUUCUGCCGUCAGUGUAUGGUUUGUCGGUUGCGUAUAUAAACACACAUGACCUGGUGAGAACGCUAUGCUUAUCCAAGGGUCAAUCAACGUGUACCGUUUUAACACCUUCAGUGAAGGCUCGGUUUAUGAGUAAGUGUUUUUGAUGUCGCCGGAAGCAAUCCGAACUUCAAGUUUGGUGAUGCGCCUGUCUCUACUAGGUUCACGGAACAUACCGUCUUCGUUGGGCUUGCGGAAACGAGAGAGCCGAUCCAUGGAAAGGUUUUGGUUCUGCAAUUACAACCACCUCAUGUUAUUUGCCAAGACCAACACUGGUUUUCCAUGUUUGAAUUGUUUACCAUACUUUACAAGAGCUCCAUAUAAUGAUUAUAUAUUUCACUGCCAAGUAGCCUUAAUAGUUGUUUUGGUUAGCAGUCUUCGUUGGUGAAGUCAGGGGCAUUAAAACGAUUUACAAAGAAGAGACCCAGAGUACUCAACGUCUCAUGACAAUCACAAGGAGGCACUCGACAGUCUGCCUGAGUGUAUUUGACAACUAAAGGCGCUACUCUGAUAUAGAACUAAAAAUGGUUGUUGAAACAAAUAUAUACCCAAAGUUAGUUGGAGGCAGGCUGUUCAUCAACGCUUCUUUUGGUACUCAAAUCAGAUCCAUAGAACAUUCCGGUCAGAUAUAAAGACCGAGAGACACCACUGGCUGGCCGAGUAUCAUGAGUGGAAAAAAGAGAGGUUCAAGAGAUACCAGUGAAGUAUAAAAAACCCGGAUGGUGACAGAUACAUACUGCAAACCAGAGAUUCUUUUGCAUCUUGCAGGGAGAUUUGUAAGGUAAUUGAAUAAGACAUGACUGUUCUUAUUUUUGGUUUACCAAUUUCAGGAACUUAUGAUCCUAAUUUCUGGAACUAGAUGGUUUCUUUUGUUUUCUUGCAAACCGAUAUUGUAAUAUAUUCUAGAGAAACACAGCGUUACAUGCUCAUUAGAAUAUAUACGAACAGACGAACGAGAAAGAAAGUGGUUCAAAUCAGUCUUCACCAAAACUUGGGAUUAAAAUUAAUGUUUUGGGAUUAAAAUUAAAGUGGCUGAUGGAAUUUAAGAGAAAACAGAGAAAUGAGACACACCUAAUAUAACACUCAAAUGAUUUAUUUGGGCACAAGUAACUGCUAUGUGUUGGGAACUUUUAGUGACGUUUGAUCCUUCAAUGUAAAAGCAAAAAAGAUGCGCAUUUAGGGGUUUUGGGUGAUCCACCUUCUCUUAUUCUCAAGUAUCACAAAUGUGAAAGUGGAUUUAAAUUUGAUAUACCCAGAUGAACAUAAUUUCAUAACUGUCAUAGUCAUAGUGGUACAAAAAGAAAUUUCUAACAUUAAUCACUUUUUCAUAAUUAUAUAUGUAUAUAUUUGUGGUUUAAUUUUUUUUUUAAAAGACAAAUUUGUGGUUUAAAUAUUGUUUGGAAUUCACAACUCUAACCCAACUAGGAAGAGAGUUAAAAGGGUAUAAACAAACUCUUUAAUCUUCAAAACUUAAUGAUUCUAAAACCAAACGAAUUUUAAAUCAAUUGUAAACUUAACAAUUAUUUUACAUAAGAACUUAAAUAACCAACAUAGAAGAGUAUUUCGAUCAUAAUUAAAAUUUAAUUGAAUUUUAUCAUCUUGCUCACAAUUAUAUAUAUAUAGGAUUUUCAGCUGUAAAAACAAUAAAUUGUGAGUUUUAAUCAUUUAAAUGAUUAUAAGUUAUAUAGGAUUAUAAAACGAAUUGUAAAUGAUUAAAAUUGUUAAAAAUAUAUAUCUUUUCUUCCCCAUAUUAUGAUAUUAUCAUUUUUGCAUUAAAGUGUCGCUUUGUUGAUAUGUGACCAUAAGAAAGUAUCUCUAUUUAUCUCUACAUCAUAAAUAAUCUUUGUAGCUAACAAUACAUAAAAUAGUUAUGGUUUUCUAUUACCAUUUUGGUUUAGCCUAAACUUUGGUAGUAAAAAAAAAAACAAUUGCGUUCAUUAUUUUUCAAAAUUUUGUUGAUGUGAGUAUGAAGAAACAACAUAAAUAUAUAUUUUAAAAUAUAAUAAUACAUAAAUAUACAACCUAACAUGUUAUUUAUAAAUAUUAAACAGUAACAAUUAGUAUCAUAUUUUUAUGCUACUUGCCUAUUUUUUCUUUUUUUAAAAGAUAAUAAAUUAGCUUUUAAUUUCAAUUUUUUUAAAUUAUUAAUUUUAAGAAGAAAUGUAUUAAAACUCCAUUAAAUUCAAGAAAUAAAAUAUUGUGAAGAAAGUAAAAUAAUUAUAUUUUUAUGAAUUGUUUUAAUAUAGUAACAAAUGUAUAAUUUCUAUGAAAGUAAAAUUUGUAGUGAAAAUAUAAUAUAAAUAAACCAAAGUUUCAUUAAAUUUUUAAAUAAUUUUACUAUUUUGUUUCUUUGCUUACCCGCCCGUAGGGGGGGUCCGACCCUAGUUUAAAAUAUAUUUUAACUUAACUGGUUUUUUUUUUAAUUUUUAAAAGAUUAAACUAUUAAUAGGUUUGGAGAUAAAACUUUUAAAAUAGAAAGACACUAAUUUAGUUGUUGUUUUGAAAUUUUAGAUGCAAUUUUUGUUAAUGCAAGAAACAAGAACUUGAUAUAUAUUUUAAGUUAGUAGCAAAUGAUUUUAUCCAUAAUUAUAUGUAUAUUAUCUAAUUUUGAGCAAGAAUAAUCAUUAAUAAUCGUAGAAUCAAUCAAAACCCUAGCCGCUUUAGAGAUGGCGACAGAGAUGGCGAUUUCCAGAUCUAGUUGAUCUCGACGUCGAUCCAGUCUCAACGCGCUCUUGACAGCUUCCUCUCCGGCACAAGGGAGAUUAUCCCACACUCCUUAUGGCCUCCUUGGAUUCGCAGCAACGGAGGAGAAAGCUCCCUGACGUAUUUCCCAAGAUAUUGAUUCUGUUCUCUGAUCGUUUUCUGUAAAUACACUCUUUGGUGUAUUUUAUUGAUCUCUGCAGUCCAAUCAUCGUUCUCUCCGUGGUGCGAUCUCAAAUCUCAGUAUUUGCUGAGAUCUCAAGCUGUGAUAUUUCAACUCUCAGUCUUUGCUGAGUUUUCGUCCAAGACCGUAGCGACGGUAGGUAAUACUCCAUAUCGUCAUAUGGGGUUGUCAUUUCGUAACAAGUCGGCUCAUCAUGCGGACAUCAAAGGCAAGGGGAUUCUUUAUGAAGACGAUGAUGCGCCAAUCAAGUUGGUAGAUCGAGAUGAUUCAUUUGCUAUUAAAAAAUUUGGCUUGACCUUGAUCGGAGAGGUCUUAAACCCGAAGAAACAAAACAUCGAGAAGCUACUGCAGACGAUGCCUUCACAAUGGGGUCUGGCAGAGAGAAUCACGGCUAACGAUCUAGAAAAUGGAAAGUUUUUGUUCAACUUCACAAAUGAGGAGGAUCUUAACUAUGUUAUGGCAAAUGGGCCGUUCCAUUAUAACUUUUGUAUGAUCGUUUUGGUCCGGUGGGAACCUAUCGUUCAUGACGACUACCCGUGGAUCAUUCCGUUUUGGGUCCAGUUGAUCGGGUUUCCUCUCCACCUGUGGACAGACAGGAACCUAAAGAAUAUAGGCCGCAUAAUUGGUCAUAUUGAUACUAUUGUGCUCACGGAAGGACAUAUGCUUAUUGAUGUUGACUCACGACAUCCUUUAAAGUUCUCCCGGAAGCUCGAAUAUGAAGGUGAUGAGGUCACGAUCGAGAUUAAGUAUUAUAAGCUAUUUAAACACUGCACCACUUGUGGUAUGCUCUCACAUGAGAAAGUGUAUUGCCCCUACAUCGAGACCAGACAAUCCUCAAUGGAGCGUUCAGAUGUAUUCACACGUAUGCAGUUACCGGCGCAUCAAAGUGUCCGUGAUACUCAAGGUAAGGAUCAUAACUAUCAUCAGUCUUCGCUGAUGAAAAGAGAGAUGUAUUCUCGCAACUCUCGUGAGGUUGAGACAAGGCCGGACCUGCGUAAUAGAUUACGUGAGAGUCACAAUAACUACCCUCGGUCAUGGGAGAAUGAUCGACGUUCUGGAAGUCAUGCUGAUAGGAUUAUCAGGCGCAAAUAUGAGUACCAGAGGAGUGAUAGGUAUGGUGGUGGACGUGCACGUCCAGGGCCUUAUGAUCGCAAAGAAGGUCAGUCAUGGCAAGCUAAAUCAAACCCUAUUAACAUAACAAACGUGGAGCAGAACGGUGAUGGGGUGACCGUUAAGAACAAUAAGAUUGUUCCAUAUGAACAUCUCUCCGGCGCGGGAUCUCUGGCUCCUUUGAGCCUUGGUGAUGAUCUGUUGAGCAGUAAGGAAAAUAAAGAGAACUCAACUGGUACUAGGAAGCUGGAAAGUGCCAUUUUCACUCCGUCACGAUUGGGAUCUACAGAUAACGUGACGGUUCGGAGUGGGGCUGUCGACGUGGCGGAUGGUCAUAGAUGAUCAGAUUAUUGGAGCUUUAAGUGACAUGGAGCUUGUGGAUCAACAGGGUAGCGGAUUGAUGGAUACUGAUGUUAAUGAAGAUGAUCUCUUGGGUGUUGAACUUAUGGAGAUGGAAGGAGAUGAUCCAUUGAAAGCUGAUCGUGUUAAUGCUGACUUCACAAAGGUGAUGGGUUCAAUUGAUGAGAAAAGGACGUUGAAGCACAAGAUGCUUGGCGUCAGGAGAGGUGCCCCGUUGGCCCGUUGGGUAGCUCAAGCCGGAAGUUCGAGAUCCUCCAUCGGGGUUCUCCAAGCAAACGCACGGAUCGUUCUGAUUCACUUGUAUCAGAGAGAGCUGAGAAGUCGAGACGAUACCGGUCAGGUUCAAAAAAGGAAUCAAACGGUUCCAAAGGUGAUGUUUCCAAACGUGAUGGUUCGAUGAGUUCCAAAAACUCAUCACACCGAUAUCAAUGAGGACACUCAGUUGGAACUGUCGAGGGAUUGGAAACAACCUCACAGUUCGACGCCUUACGGAGAUGUGUCAGAAGCAUCGUGCAGGACUCGUGUUUCUUUCUGAGAUGAAGAACAUGAGGCUGCUGUUGCAAAACAUUCAGGCCGACUUAGGAUUUGAUCACUUGUUUACCGUUGAGCCACUUGGUCUUAGCGGAGGUUUAGCUAUUUUGUUUAUGGACGAAUUCCAAGUUAAUUUUUUAUUUUCAAAUAACAGAAUGAUUGACAUUGAGGCAGUCAUUGAUGGAAUAAAAGUUUUCAUGACGUUUGUUUAUGGAGACCAUGUAUUAGAACGUAGGGAACAAGUAUGGGAACGUUUUACGCGUUUCUCGACAAUACGAAAUGGACCUUGGUUCAUGAUAGGUGAUUUUAACGAAAUAACGGAUCACAGUGAGAAAGAGGGAGGACGAAAGCGCUCUGAUAGCUCCUUCUUGCCUUUCAAGCAGAUGCUAAGCCACUGCGGAAUGCUGGAGUUUCCAUUUACUGGGAAUAAGCUUUCAUGGGUUGGGAAAAGAUCAGGAGGAACAACUGUUAGAUGCAGAUUGAAUAGAGCAGUGGGUAAUGAGGAUUGGCAUGUAAAGUUUCCUCACACCGCGACAAAGUACCUUAGGCUGUGGGGAUCGGAUCAUCGUCCGAUCCUUGCGGAUAUUCUCACAAAGCCAGUCAGGAAAAAAAAAUUAAAUUUGAUAAGCGUUGGCUGGAUAAUGAGGAACUAAGGAAAGUCAUUCUGGAAGGUUGGAAGUCAGAGGAUCUGCCUCCCAAAGUGAAUAUAAUGGAGCAUAUUGCUAGCUGUAGGAAAGCUUUGAGUCAAUGGAGGAGACAAAACAAUGUGAAUUCGGCAAAGCUAGUCGAGGAACUCAAGGAGAAGGUGGAGGGACUGUAUUUGAAUGAUGAUGCUACUAUAGAGGAAAUAUCUGAAGCUCUGAAGGAACUAUGUACUGCUCUUAAGGCAGAAGAGAUGUUUUGGAGACAGAAAAGUAGGGUCCUCUGGUUAAGGGAAGUUGAUAGGAACUCGAAAUAUUUUCAUGCGUUGGUGAAGCAAAGAAGAGCAAGGAAUAGGAUAACGCAACUCCUUGAUGGAAAUGGAAAUAUGGUGGAUGAUGAGGAGGGACUAGUAGUCAUUGCUACUAGCUAUUUUAGGCAAAUAUUUGAAUCUUCUAACCCCGAGGAUGUAGCUGAGACGCUAUCAGAGGUUCCAACAACGAUUACCGGGCCAAUAAAUGCAGAUCUUACAGCCCCAGUAACUGAAUGGGAGGUAAAAUUAGCGUUUUUCGCUAUGCAUCCGGAAAAAGCCCAGAACCAGAUGGAAUGACAGCUCUUUUUUAUCAAAAGUUUUGGGAUAUUGUCAAAGAUGACUUAACUCAUAUGGUUAAUCAAUUUCUUUUUGAAGGAACAAUGGCACAGGGCCUUAAUGACACGAAUAUUUGCUUAAUCCCUAAGACGACAAAGCCGAAUGAGAUGAAAACAUUUAGACCUAUCAGUCUAUGUAAUGUCAGCUACAAGAUAAUAUCUAAGGUGUUAUGCCAAAGAUUGAAGUAGGUUCUUCCACAGAGAAUAUCAGAGACUCAGUCAGCCUUCGUUGCUGGUAGACAGAUUACGGAUAAUAUCAUGAUAGCUCGGGAGAUGUUCCAUGCUUUGAGAACUAAGCCGGGAGGAAGGGUUAAACGAAUGGCCAUAAAGACUGAUAUGAGUAAAGCAUAUGAUAGGAUGGAGUGGUCAUUCAUUGAGGCAGUCAUGAGAAAGAUGAGCUUUUCUGAAAUGUGGAUUGACUGGAUUAUGCGAUGCAUUACCUCGGUCAAGUAUAAAGUCCUCAUGAAUGGAGAACCAAGGGGAAACAAUGUCCCUGGGAGAUGUUUACGACAAGGAGAUCCUUUGUCUCCUUUCAUAUUUAUUCUUUGCACGGAAGCACUCGUUAGCCUUCUUAAUCAAGCAGAGAAUCAAGGGAAGAUAACGGGGAUGCGAGCCGCUCGCGCUUGCCCCUCGGUAUCCCACCUUCUCUUUACUGAUGAUAGCAUUUUCUUCUAUAAGGCGGAGCCCCGUGAAUGUGAAGAAGUUAUGAAAGUAGUAAGGAAAUAUGAGAAAGCAUCAGGUCAACGCAUUAACUUUGACAAAUCCUCAUUACUCUUUGGUAAAAGGGUUCCAGCGAAUGAUAGGCAGCAGAUCAAGGAUACUCUUGGUAUACAAAACAAAGGCGGGAUGGGCUCAUAUUUAGGAAUCUCAGAGGACAUUAGUGGUUCAAAGUGUAAAUUAUUUUCUUUCUUAAAGGAGAAGCUCCUACAUAGAGUGAAUGGCUGGACUGGUAGAUGGUUAUCGAAGGGUGGAAAGGAGUUUUUGAUUAAAUCGAUAUUGCUAGAUCUUCCGACCUAUGUCAUAUGCAGCUUUCUACUUCCUUUGGAGAUAUGUGAGAACCUAGCAAGUGCCAUUGCACAGUUUUGGUGGAGCUCGAAUCCUCCGAAAAGAGGAGUUCAUUGGGCAAAAUGGGAAAAGAUGUGUGCACCUAGAGAAGAGGGAGGAAUUGGUUUCCGUAUGAUCUAUGAAUUUAAUCUAACUCUUCUAGCUAAGCAGCUUUGGCGACUUGUGCAAUUUCCGGAUUCACUAGUAGCGAGAGUUCUCCGAGGAAGAUAUUACCGUCUCAGUUCGCCGUUGCGAAUAGGCACUGCAGAUACCCCAUCUUAUGUAUGGACAAGUAUAACUGCCGCGAGGAAGCUACUACUUUUGGGCAUUAGAAGUAAGGUGCAUUCAGGGUACGGAAUUAAUGUGUGGGAAGAUCUUUGGAUCCCUUCGACGCCAGCUAGACCGGCUCGUGCCAGGGUCUAGCAGUGAACCCAAAGAUGAUCGUAAGCAGCCUUAUUAAUCAUGUUACCAAGGAGUGGGAUGUUCGACUACUGGAACAAUAUGUAGCUCAAGAGGAUAUCCCGAUGAUUCUGAGUUUGGCCAUUAGUCCUACCCAUCGACGUGAUACAUUUUGCUGGAGUUACACAAAGAAUGGACAAUAUACUGUCAAGUCGGGCUAUUGGGUUGCUACAAACUUGAUGAGAGAUGAGGAGGAUUUAGAAGUUCUACAACCCAGCAUUACAAAACUUCAAGGUUUUGCUUGGAAGGUGAAUGCGCCGCAAAAGAUCUGUCAUCUUAUAUGGCAAUUAAUAUCAGGACAGGUAGCAGUAACAAGGAACUGGUACGCCGUAACAUGCGAUGUGACAAUUAUUGCCCAAGAUGUGGAGCGCUAGAAGAGACCGUUACUCAUGCUAUCUUUGAGGGUCCACCGGCCUUACAAGCAUGGGAGUUAUCAUCAACACCGUCGAGCUCUGAGAUCUUCCAUGUACCAAGUAUUUAUGCUAAUAUGGACUACCUUUUUUGGAGAAAGAAUAGUAUUCUGGAACCAGAAAAUGAUAGAGAUCCUUAUCCUUGGAUAAUUUGGUAUAUUUGGAAAGCUAGGAAUGAUAAGUUGUUUAGAGGCAUAAACAGAGAUCCAUUGGAACUAGUCAGGUAUGCAGAGAGUGAGUGUCAAGCUUGGUACAAUGCAAGAGACUAUGUACCGGUUCCGCCAAAUGUACAGAUUAUUGACGAACCACAAGCCGUAAGCUUGGGUAAUAUCUGAAUGGUGGAUGGUUCAUGGACCUCCACAGCUCAAUUUAGUGGAAUGGGAUGGGUCUGGAAGGAUGCAAUGGGGAAGAUACAACUCAUGGGGUCAAGGAACUUGCGGAGAAGGAAGACAGCGUUACACUCAGAACUGGAAGCGCUAAAGUGGGCAAUGGAGAGCAUAAUACAACACUCGACUUGUCAGAGGUUUGGGACGGACUGCAAGGAUCUGAUUGUGAUGAUAGAGCAGCCACAAGAUUGGCCCAACUUCUCAACUGAGCUGGAAAACAUUCAAACUCUUCGGUUGUGUUUUUCGGACUUCAAUAUCACUUACUUUCCAAGGACGCAGAAUGAGAUUGCGGAUUCGUUAGCUAGAAAUGCACGUUCUUUUCAUAGAUCCUUAUGUUUUAUUGGUUGUUCUAUUCCGGUCUGGCUCCCCAGACCACCUCAAGUUUGAGUAAAAGAAUAGCCGUUUGCCGUAAAAAAAAAAAGAAUCAUUAAUAUAAAUAUUUUGAAUAAAAUGAGAGAAAUAAACUAAAAUUAUAGAGUUAAGUAUACUUAUGUUUGGUUAUCUUCGGAUAUCCAUUCGGGUUUGGAUAUUACCCGUUCGGAUUCAGAUAUUUACCCGAAUUGGUGAAAUAAAUAAUUUUUUUUGUUAUUCUAAUUAGAUGAUUUUUAGACCGAGCUGGUUAAUAUAUACUAGACAAAUAUUUGUAUUUCGAGUCUGCAAUUAUAUUCUAUACAUCUUGAUAUAUUAGAUUUGAAUAUUAAUCUGUUAAUAUUUUCCGGUGAUUUUUUUUCAAAAUUUUGAUUCUUAGAUAUGUAUAUGGAGUCAAACUAAUUUUUACAGAUGCCCAUUUUUUUAAUUGACACUUAUGUAAUUCACUGAAUUCAUAAAAUAAGUUAAAAAGAAACUUAACUCAUAUCAAUGAAGCAAAAACGAAAACGAAAACACAGUUCUAUAGAGGUAGAAAAUGAAAUCACUUAUGGAGAGUCAAUAGUAAACAAAUCGAGAGCAUAAAACCUAAUUCCCUUUCGUCAUUAUACAAUCGAUGUUGCCUAUUUGGUUUUGGUGAUUUGUGUCAGCUGCAAAACUUCAUUUCCUUUUGUGCAUAUGAAGUCUUAAAAACAAUUAAAAUGAGAUAUAAUAUGUUAACUUUUCAAGAACGAUGAUAUAUUUAAGAGACCAACAUUUGUAUUUAUCAUUUUAUAAUCGAUAAAGAUUGUUGUGUUGCAUAAUGUUAAAAUUAUUUCAUAAGCAAACAUAAUUAUAAGAACUCACCCGCGCGCUAAUAUAUAUUAAUAGAGUAACAUUGGGGGAAGAGUAACCUUGCCAUCCCCUAUAUAUUAAUAUAGGAACAUUUAAAAAGUUAUAACAUGUAGUUUGUACUAAUUGAAAAAACGCCAUGCUGAGUUGUCACGUAAUUGGAAUGUUAAUUUUCCUUUUGUGGCGGCUUGAGAAUCAAUUGAGAAUUUUGUUAGUACAAAAUUAAAUUUCUAAGGAAUGUUAUAUUAUAUAGUAUGUCCAUUGUCGACCAUUCAUUUAUCAAAUUGAAAGUAUUAUAUAUUCUUUCCUUAAAUAAAAUCAACGAAAUUACCUAAUGUGAUUAAGAUAUAUAUGACAAAUAAUGAUUUAAAAUAAUAAAAUAUUUGAUAACAAUC